Stereum hirsutum FP-91666 SS1 is the source of this 1264-nucleotide messenger RNA. RefSeq lists its product as uncharacterized. The record is from RefSeq and is a predicted model, not a curated record. The transcript has a single exon. Bases 1 to 1008 code for a protein of 335 amino acids. NCBI's taxonomy places the organism in Eukaryota, Fungi, Basidiomycota, Agaricomycetes, Russulales, Stereaceae.
AUGUCGCCGCCACCCGCCACCUCGACUCUCAGCCCUUCUGACGACACAGUCUACACCCAUAAAAUCCUCCUAAUAAUCGAUGCACAAUCCUCCAACUUCCUACCCCCGCCGCACGGUAUCCCCUCCGGUCCGACCCUCCUCCCAACUCUCCACCACAUCCUUUCCCAAGCCCGCUCCGCGUGCGACCCGCCACUCAUCAUCCACACUCGUUGUCCGCCCGAACUCUUUUCUUCCCCAUUGAGUUUGAGCCCCGCCGCGGCGGUACUCUCGGUUUCGCUUGCUGGAAGGGGCAGGUCCAGAGACCAAGAUGGGAUAGGAAGCGGGAAGUUGAACUAUGCAGGUUAUCCUGCUAGUCCUUCGCCUCACAUGCGUACAUCUCCCGGACCGAUAUUACGACCAGCCUCCUCACGUGCCAGCGAUUCCCCUUCACCCAGCCCACUAUCGUCCUCGUCAGCUUCACCGCUCUCAGAAUCCGCCCUAUCGUCAAUAACACCCUCCCCGCCUACUCUCUUGCAUCCUCUCCCAACUCAUGCUCAGCCAUAUCACGUCUCCCACGUCUCCCUUCCAUCAUCUCCGUCCCCGCUUUCACUUGAACCAAACCUCCCGCUCUCACCUCUCGCCUACGAGCCCAUCCUCUCGACUCCGAAAAACAACGCAUUCGUAAACUCGACCCUCGCAUCAUACAUCCCUCCUGGUCCUUCUACGCUCCUCAUCAUAGUAGGAUGCCAGACCGACUUUUGUAUCAGGGCAACCUGUGGUGAGGCUCUGAGCAGGGGCAACGAGGUAUGGCUCGUGAGAGGCGCGCAUGGGACGUUCGAUAGGUUGGACGUGCCGCUGGAGGUCGGGGUGAAGAGGGCGAUGGAUAGAGGAUUGAUGAGAGGCGGUAUGGCACUGGAGAAAACGGAAGCGGGGGUUGUACAGGCUGAGAUUGAGGAGGAGCUGGAGGAGGCGGGGGUUAGGCUUGUUGAGGUGGGGGAUGUGGAUCGUUUGUUCGUUGGUGGCGAGUGAGUCGGUAGCGAUAUGUCUGGCGUGUCUUCGGCUGCAUUGCCACUCGUCGUGGUCAGUGUCUUGUCGUCAUCCUUCCUCUGGUGUGUUAGUCCUCGGUAUUUUUCUCGGUCAUCUUGGUCCUGUGUCAUAUGUAUUCCGAGCGCCACAUUUCUUUCAUUCUUCCUUGUCUAUGUCCCGGUCCCGUCCUCAUCCCCUAUCGCGCUAUCAUACCUCCACAUCCCCCUUCUCUCCUUGUAGUAGUUGCGUCUAGACCCGC